CCUUCCCUUCCCUCUUGGACGGCGGCGGCGUAUGGCGGCCGGUGGCUCGCGGCUGCUUCGUAGGGCGGUUGGCGGUGGCGGCCGGUGGCUCGCGGCGGCUUCGUAGGGCGGUUGGCGGCGGUGGGCGGCGGCGACGAAGGGUUGCAGAGGGCGGAACUUGUAUACGAUUUUGCUCUGGUUCACACGAACGGCAGCGGCUGUGCUCUUCUUUCUUCUUGUUGUUCUUCAGAAGUGAAGAUGGCCAAUCAGAAAAACUUGGCUAUAUGGGCUGCUGUUGCAUAUUUUUGGAUGGCAAUGGUUGCGGUUGUCAUUGAGUAUAGAAGAAGGAAAAGAAGAGCAGACGAAGAUGAAGAUGAUGGAGAAGGUAAUUCAGAUGGAGAUGUUACUGGUGGAACAGAGUCCACAGAUGGUGCAGACUCAUCAGCUACAAAGCAAGCAAAGAGAGCAAAGAGAGCAAAGACAACAAAUAGUGCAGACUCAACAGCUACAAAGCCAGCAAAGAGAGCCAAGACAACAAAUGGUGCAGACUCAACAGCUGCAAAGCCAGCAAAGAGAGCCAAGACAAGUACACCUGAUGAUGAGGAUGGCUUGAUAGCAACUCUACGUCGUGUGGGAUCUGAGCUUGCUGCUGCAAUAAUCACUGCUGGAAAGAAGUCUGCCCCCCAAGUUGAUGAUAUUCCUGAGGGUUUGUAUGAGCAACUGAACACCUUGCCAGGUUUCACCGACGAUCAAAUUGCUCACUACUAUGCAUUCUUAGUUGAGAAUCCUAAGAGUGCAAGAGCUUUCGUGUCGCUGCCAUACACAGGACAGCUGAGUUGGAUGUCUAGGUAUAUCAGUAAGGAGUUCUAGGUAAUGGAAAGAAGAAUUUGGUUCAUGUCGGCUCGUUGUAGUGUUUUGUAACAUAUGAUCAUGUUGGCUGAGUCUAGUAUUUUGGAACAUCUUGAAUCAUAUAUUAUUUUUGGAUCAUGUUGGUUGAGUCUGGACCAUUGGAACCUUACAAUGCUAAAUGCUAGUAUUAUGCA
Brachypodium distachyon (stiff brome) is the source of this 1022-nucleotide messenger RNA. RefSeq lists its product as uncharacterized. Lineage: Eukaryota; Viridiplantae; Streptophyta; Magnoliopsida; Poales; Poaceae. The coding region runs from base 238 to 849 and encodes 203 amino acids. The record is from RefSeq and is a predicted model, not a curated record. The transcript has 2 exons.